AUGGAGGAGUACUUACAGUACAUGAAAACUUUACGCUCUCAUAUGAACGACGUUGAGGAUCAAGCAGCGAAGGUUUCUGUCGAAGAGCAAACACAGAUCACUACUAUUCAGACUCUGAAGAACGAGGUUGAUUUAGCUAAAUCUGAAACAAAGCUACUAAAGGAGGAUUCUGACCUAAUGAUGAAGGGAAAGGGACACAUAUGUUCUCAGAUUUUAGAAAGACGAAAUAAAAUUGCUUUGUUGGAAAAUGAUUCGUCCACACUUUCACAGACAUUGGAGCUUAUCCAACAGGAAAGAUGCAACUUGUCAGCCAAACUUGUUGAGAAGCGUACAUUCUAUGGCAUGACUGAAGAGGAGAUCAACACCAAAUUAAAAGAACAACAGGACUGGUUGGAUUCAUACAAGUCUAGCUCAGAGAUUGGAGACCAUGGUUUGGUCAACACACAAAUUGACCACAUGGAUACUAAAUCUUCAGGAAACUAUGAUGCUACAACCCUAGUCACAAGUGAAAAUCUGGAUGAUGCGUACAACAAUACAAUGACAAAGGUUGAUGCUGCCAAAACUAAAUUUGACAAGCUGACACAAAUGAGAUCUGAACUUGCCUCAGAACAUCACAAGGUGAAGGAAUCAUUGGAGAAACUGAAGGGUAGAGUUGAAAAUUUUAAGCCAAAACUAAGGGAUAUGCCUAGUGAGACCCUGGAAGAGGAGCUUCAAGCUCUUAUUUCUGACAAGUCUGGAGAAACUCAGUAUCAUGAAUCUAUGCAAAACCAAAUCGACACUAUUAAGGGAAUUUCACACAUGGUUAAAUGUGGUUGUGGAGAGGAGUACAAAGUAGAAGUGGAUAUUUGUUUGUAA
Molecule: messenger RNA, 855 nt
Organism: Lactuca virosa
Lineage: Eukaryota; Viridiplantae; Streptophyta; Magnoliopsida; Asterales; Asteraceae
Source: the annotation of a GenBank genome assembly